CAGACCGCUAUAAAAAUGUUGGCAAAAUCCAGCUUAUCUAUUCAAUACGAGGAAACAAAAAAAAAAAAGACAUUUGAAGUAAACAUUGUUUUAUGCUAGUUGCCUUCAAUCUUCUUGUGCUUCAUCGUCUUGGUCUUGGUGUGUUUGGGCCAUGGCUGUAAUGAAAGGGCAGGUUCUGGUUUUUGUAUUAGCCAUAGCCUUCAUUGGCUGCGUUGUUUCUUAUGAUCGUCCUCCUGCUCGCAAGAACAUUUCCGUUCUUCAAUCAAAGCAAUUUUCCUCAACUUCUCCUCAACAGGUGCAUAUAUCCGCAGUUGGUCCUGAUAAAAUGAGGAUAUCUUGGAUUACCCAAAACUCAGCUCCAUCAGUAGUAGAAUACGGUACAUCAGCAGAGGCGUACACGAAAUCUGCAACUGGAACUUCUUCUUCCUAUCGUUACCUUGUAUAUAAAUCCGGUCAAAUUCAUCACGUAGUCAUCGGUCCCUUGGAUCCCAACACUGUCUAUUACUAUCGUUGCAGCUCUGAUUCAACCCGCCAAUUUAGUCUCAAAACUCCUCCGGCUCAUCUUCCCAUCAAAUUCACCGUUGUUGGUGAUCUUGGACAGACAGGAUGGACAAACUCAACUCUCCAACACAUAGCACAAUCGAAUUACGACAUGUUGUUACUGCCAGGGGACCUAGCGUAUGCUGAUUUUGUACAACCUCUUUGGGAUUCAUUUGGCCGCCUGGUCGAGCCACUGGCUAGCCAAAGACCCUGGAUGGUUACGCAAGGGAACCACGAAGUCGAAAAGAUCCCCAUCAUCCAUUCCACGCCCUUCACUUCCUACAAUGCACGAUGGCGCAUGCCAUUUGAGGAAAGCGGUUCCACUUCCAACUUGUACUUCUCCUUCGAUGUGGCCGGUGUCCACGUUAUCAUGCUCGGCUCUUACACUGAUUUUGAUCCUGACUCGGAUCAAUUCAAGUGGCUGCAAGGUGAUUUGGGGAACAUUGACAGGGGAAAAACCCCAUGGAUCGUUGCGCUAAUCCAUGCACCCUGGUACAAUACCAAUACUGAUCACCAAGGAGAACCUGAAUCAGAUCUCAUGAAGCAACACAUGGAAGUUUUGCUUUAUAAAGCACGGGUGGAUAUUGUUUUUGCUGGCCAUGUUCAUGCUUAUGAACGCUUUACUCGGGUAUACAAUGGACAAGCUGAUAACUGCGGUCCGAUUCACAUCACAAUCGGCGACGGCGGCAACCGUGAAGGUCUAGCUAAAAAGUAUAUGGAUCCGAUAGCCGGAAUAUCAGUAUUCAGGGAAGCAAGCUUCGGGCACGGCCAACUUGAGGUGGUGAAUGCAACGGAUGCAGUGUGGACAUGGCAUAGGAACGAUGAUGAUGUCUCAGUUGUUUCAGAUACAGUUUGGCUCAGAAGCCUUUCCUCGAAUCCUGCUUGUAAAUCUUAACUUCUAAUCCUAUGAUACAAUUGAUUCAUUGAUUAAAAAAAAAAAAAAAACAAAUCUCAGAACCAUAGGAAAAUGCAAUAAUAAAAGAGGAAA
Messenger RNA from Gossypium arboreum, 1528 nucleotides. Its product is annotated as probable purple acid phosphatase 20. Bases 152 to 1435 code for a protein of 427 amino acids. Lineage: Eukaryota; Viridiplantae; Streptophyta; Magnoliopsida; Malvales; Malvaceae. The transcript is spliced from 5 exons. Gene Ontology annotation, molecular function: metal ion binding; acid phosphatase activity. The record is from RefSeq and is a predicted model, not a curated record.